AUGGCAGAAGCUCACCAGGCGAUUGGCGUCUUUGGCGAACAUAAACGCGGUAUUGAAUUGCUUUAUUCCGAUGAAGGUAUUCGUAUUUCAUUUACAAUUCCACCACCACACGCCAUUCGACGUUCUCUCGUCCGUGAGUUUUUCCACAUCCAACGAGCUCUUAAACGUGGUGUCUAUCCAGCUCCACCUUUUGUAGCCAUUUUAACAAUUAUAGCCAUCUCAGUCAUUGUUGUAUCAUCUCCAACGGAUUCAUGGUGGCGGAAUGGGUUGAUCUCUGUGCUCGUAUGGCGUAUCGGGAAUUUCUUGAUGCCGUAUUGGCAUAUUGUACCUACUUCGGUCUAUAUCGCGUAUUUAGCAGCCUGGACAGCAUUUCUUGGUUUAUUAGGGCUCAUGGCAGUGCAACGAUUGUUUCUUCGACUGUUACUAAGCUACAGAGGCUGGUUAUAUCUUGCACCAAAGCAAAAGAAUCGUGUGGUUAUUAUCUGGGCAGCUUUAUUGAAGAUUUUUGGUGGUCGUAGCCCUUUGACGUACUCAUUUCAGGAUGCAUUGCCAAGGUUACCAUUGCCAUCACUGAAAGACACGAUACAGCGAUACAUGAAGUCAAUACAUCCGCUGCUUACACAGGAGGAAUAUGACGAUGUUGAGCGCAUGGCGCAGGAGUUUGUGCACAAGGAAGGCCCAAAACUUCAGUUUUAUCUGUAUCUCAAGAGCUGGUGGUCGUCUAAUUAUGUCACAGACUGGUGGGAGAAAUACGUGUAUCUUAAAGGCCGAUCGUCACUUAUGAUUAACAGUAAUUACUACGCGCUACCAGGUGCUAAUCUCGACUUUAGCUUAACAAAAAAGCCCUUGGCACUGGCUGCUGUACUCGUGCAUGAGUUCUUGCUCUUUAAACAGGAUCUAGACAGAGAGCGUUUGGCACCGCAGCUCAUUCGUGGCAUUGUCCCGCUCUGUAUGAGCCAGUACCAGCGAAUGUUUUCGUGCACUCGUAUUCCAAGGCGUGAGACAGACAUUAUUAAGCUGUAUCAACACAAAUCGAAACACAUUGCAGUGUUUUGCCACGGUCGCGUGUUCAAGAUGCCUUUGUUUGAAAAGGGUCAAUACGGCAAGUUGCUUUCAAAGCUCGAGAUUCAGCGCCAAUUUGAGUGGAUUGAGGCGACGGCUUUAUCAAUGGAUACUCCGACGAAUGCAGAGCAAAAUCUUGCCGCGCUGACCGCAGCUGGGCGUAUUGAGUGGGCGGAAAACCGCGAACAAUAUUUGUCAAGUGGCAUUAACAAGCGUUCGCUGGAGGCCAUCGAGUCGGCUGCGUUUGUGGUGGUUUUGCAAAACGAGGUGGCCAAGGACUGGACAUCGAUGGGCAAAGAUCUUAUUCACGGUAAUGGCGGCAACCGCUGGUUUGACAAGUCGUUUAAUCUGGUAGUUUACAAAAACAGUGUUGCUGGAAUCAAUGCAGAGCAUGCGUGGGCUGAUGCGCCGGUGAUGGCUCACGCGUGGGAGCAGGUGUACACAAAGCAAUGUUAUUCCAUGCCGUACGAUAGAAAUGGAGACGCUCUGGUCCUGUCCGAAGCUGAACGUACGUCCAAACUGCCACCCUGUAGAUUGCUGGAGUGGGACUUUACUUCGGGGCUUGACCACGCUGUGUUGAGAUCUCUAGAAGAGGCUGAGAAGGCCAUCAGCGAUUUUGAUUUGAAGGUGAUUUUGCACACAAAUUAUGGCAAAGGACUUAUCAAGAAGUUUCGUGUGAGCCCUGACGCGUUCAUUCAAAUGGCGUUGCAGCUUGCGUACUACCGCAACUCGGGCACCAUCACGCAGACGUACGAGUCGAGCAUGACUCGACUGUACAAAAACGGUCGUACGGAGACAGUCCGGACAGUAACAGAUGAGUCGAAGGAAUUUGUGUUUGGUAUGGCAAAUUCCAAGCUAUCGGACGCUGAGAAACUCAAGCUGCUUCGACGCGCUUGUGAGGUGCACCAAGAUAACUACCGUAAUGCUAUGAGCGGCAAGGGCGUUGACCGUCAUCUCUUCACGCUUUAUUGUGUGUCAGUGGGUUUUGGCAUUGAGUCUCCUUUCCUAAAUAACGCACUAAGCCGUCCGUGGCGUUUGUCGACAAGCCAACAGCCGCAGCAGCAGACGGACAAUUGGCGUUUGGUUGAGAAUGCUCUGCAAGAAUCUGAAUUCACAAUUGAGGAUGCACGUUGCCCUGGUGGUGGGUUUGGACCAGUAGCAGAAGAUGGUUACGGUGUUAGCUACAUGGUUGCAGGCGAAAAUAUGCUUGGCUUUCACAUUUCCAGCAAGAAAUCAUGUCCAUCUACGAGCUCAGACAAGUUUGCGGAUGAUAUUGAGCAGGCACUGGCCGAUUUACAAUCACUAUGGCAUCCAAAAGAGUAA
Peronospora belbahrii is the source of this 2385-nucleotide messenger RNA. NCBI's taxonomy places the organism in Eukaryota, Oomycota, Peronosporomycetes, Peronosporales, Peronosporaceae. The record is from the annotation of a GenBank genome assembly.